AUGACCUGCGCACAUACCAAAGCAUGCCUCGAAGCCACGCUUGCCCAGGCGGGACCUUACUCCGAGAGAGGCAGGUGGACUGAAAUUGAAGGAAAAAAAACGUACAUUACGGGACCGGACGAUGCAGAAUACGGCGUCUUGUACAUCUAUGACAUUUUCAGUUUCCGGUCACAGAGCCUCCAAGGAGCGGACAUUCUUGCUUUUUCCGCGUCCAAGCCCACCCUCGUGGUCAUGGUUGACUGGUUCAACGGCGCCGCCGUCAAGGAUGAGUGGAUGACCUCGGACGCAGGACGUAACCUGAUGCGUCAGUUUGCCGCAAACAAGUCUUGA
Molecule: messenger RNA, 330 nt
Organism: Akanthomyces muscarius
Lineage: Eukaryota; Fungi; Ascomycota; Sordariomycetes; Hypocreales; Cordycipitaceae
Exons: 2
Coding region: 1-330 (109 amino acids)
Source: RefSeq, a predicted model, not a curated record